AUGAAAGCAGAGGCUAUCUCUGACCUCGAGCAAUGUGCUGAAGACAUCUCCCUGCUUCUUUUUGAUCUCACCUCUUGUCUUGCUGAUGACAAAGAGGGGGAGAAUAACCAGCGUCAGAAAAUUGUUAUGGAGAAUGCCAACAAUCCUCCUGAUGUCUUUGAUGUUGAACCUAUCUCUCUUAUCCCUCAUGCUGAGGAUGCCAUCACAUCCAACGAAGCUGAAGAUGUUACUAACGUUGAGGAUGAUGAUGAUGUCGUGAUAGCUCCAGCUAUGCACGAAGACCUUCCCAUCACCUCUACACUAAGUGCUGGUGAUGAGGAAAGUGAUGAUGAUGAAGAAGAUGAUGAAGAUCUUCUUCUACCAGACGUUGGAAAAGAUCUUGGACACGAUGACGAUGAUGAAGAUGAAGAGGAUGACGAUUUACAAUCAAAUACCAUGAAAGAUCGGCUCUGGCUUAGAAAGGGUGUCUCUCUAAGCGAAUCAGCUUCCCAGUGGGAGAGAACCACCAAAAACUAG
Cynara cardunculus var. scolymus (artichoke) is the source of this 516-nucleotide messenger RNA. RefSeq names its product calsequestrin-1-like. The record is from RefSeq and is a predicted model, not a curated record. The coding region runs from base 1 to 516 and encodes 171 amino acids. NCBI's taxonomy places the organism in Eukaryota, Viridiplantae, Streptophyta, Magnoliopsida, Asterales, Asteraceae. The transcript has a single exon.